Messenger RNA from Spea bombifrons (plains spadefoot toad), 1613 nucleotides. RefSeq names its product GDP-mannose 4,6-dehydratase (gene GMDS). Gene Ontology annotation, molecular function: GDP-mannose 4,6-dehydratase activity. Bases 197 to 1303 code for a protein of 368 amino acids. The transcript is spliced from 11 exons. The record is from RefSeq and is a predicted model, not a curated record. Lineage: Eukaryota; Metazoa; Chordata; Amphibia; Anura; Pelobatidae. Gene Ontology annotation, biological process: GDP-mannose metabolic process.
CUGGGGCGUGUUACUUACCUUACACGCAGCCUUCACCCCCCUCCCCUCAUGCGCGAAACAAAACCUAGAGGCGGCUGCACUUCAACCUGUUUUACCUGUCACUUAUUACCUCGUCAUCCCCGUAGUGUGUCAGCCUGCACCGCACUCUCAGCUCGCCAGCCUCUCCGCACAGCCGAGCAACACAUAGCAUCCAAGCAUGGCACUCAAUCAGGGAAACGGAGCAGGGUCUCCCGGUGCGUCUCAAAGCUCCAGGAAGGUAGCUCUCAUCACUGGGAUUACUGGACAGGAUGGAUCGUACUUGGCUGAGUUCCUCUUGGAAAAGGGCUACGAGGUACAUGGCAUUGUACGCCGAUCAAGUUCUUUCAACACUGGGAGGAUUGAACAUCUGUACAAGAACCCACAAGCACAUACAGAAGGAAAUAUGAGGCUGCACUAUGGAGAUCUGACUGACAGCACCUGUCUGGUGAAAAUCAUCAAUGAAGUGAAGCCUACAGAAAUAUAUAACCUGGGCGCACAGAGUCAUGUCAAGAUCUCCUUUGAUUUGGCCGAGUACACUGCAGAUGUCGAUGGGGUCGGCACUUUACGUCUUCUGGACGCUGUGAAAACCUGUGGCCUUAUUGAAUCAGUGAAGUUUUACCAAGCCUCAACAAGUGAACUGUACGGGAAGGUCCAGGAAAUUCCCCAAAAAGAAACCACUCCUUUCUACCCUCGAUCACCAUAUGGAGCAGCUAAACUCUAUGCCUACUGGAUUGUGGUGAAUUUCAGGGAAGCCUACAACCUGUUUGCUGUCAAUGGUAUCCUGUUUAACCAUGAAAGUCCACGGAGAGGGGCAAAUUUUGUAACCCGAAAAAUUAGCCGUUCAGUAGCUAAGAUCCACCUCGGACAGAUGGAAUGCUUCAGCCUUGGAAAUCUGGAUGCCAAGCGAGAUUGGGGUCAUGCCAAGGACUACGUUGAGGCUAUGUGGUUGAUGUUGCAAACAGAUGAGCCUGACGACUUUGUAAUAUCUACUGGGGAGGUCCACAGCGUCCGGGAGUUCGUGGAGAAAGCUUUUAGGCAUAUCGGGAAGACCAUUGUGUGGGAAGGGAAGAAUGAAGAUGAGGUGGGUCGCUGCAGUGAGACGGGCAAGAUCCACGUGAAGGUGGAUCACAAGUACUACAGGCCCACUGAAGUGGAGUUCCUCCAAGGAGACUGCAGUAAAGCAAAGAAGAAGCUUGGAUGGGAACGUAAAGUUUCAUUUGAUGAACUUGUAAAGGAGAUGGUGGGCGCAGACAUUGAACUGAUGAGGACCAAUCCCAAUGCCUAAGUGGCUCUGACGCCUAUUUAUACACUCCCAAAAAGUCACUCCUCAAUCAAUAUCUAUCCUCUGUUCUCUUUGUCUCAAUAUUUAAUUAUAUGCAUACUGUCAACACCGUAUAUGUUGCCAUUUGAUUUAUUUCUAUGCAGGAAUCUCAUUGACAUGCUUUUUCUUAAACUCCAUGUCACUUCCCAUUGUCCUGGGUGUCUGGUGAGGUCAUUGUGUAAUAAUUGUUCGUCGUGAUCGUGCAGAUAGUUUGCCAUUUUCUACUUAUUUCAUAUGCCUCUUCUUUCUUAAUAAAUUGCAUUUCUAUAAAAUA